GAACGUUUCCUUCAACUUCCUGCAGCCACCGCGCCUGCGCACUAGCUGCCAUGGCAACGCUGGCGGCUUGGCGCUUCGAGUCCACCGGAGCAGCUAGUUAGCGAGCCGCUCGGGUUAGUUAGUUAGUUAGUUAGUCCUCGUGAACUGCUGGUGAACGUCCGCGUCAUGGAGGAGGCGUGACGUCACGGGACGUUCUUUGCGUCAUGACCGUCCGCUUCAAGGUAAACAGCAGGUGUUACUGUGAGCUGAAGCAACAGAGUCAGACGGAGUACCAGAGGAGCUUCACGCUGCCGCGCUCCUCCACCGCGUCCGCUCUGCCCGUCGACCCACCGGCUGGUUCUGACCCGACCCGGAACACGUUCUCUGCUAAAGUUCUGAGGAGCUCAGCUCACAGGAACCAGCAGAAACCACCGACCGGUCCUGCAGGACGUCCUGAAUCUGCACCUGAACCUCCGGCUGGACCUCGUCCUCCAGCAGACCCACGUCCCUCAAAAAGACCCGGUCUGGAACCAGCAGCUGAUGGAGAGUCUGACAAGCCCCGCCCCUUCCAACCACGGCCCAACACACCUGUGCCGGCUGCAGCAGCCAGCGCGCCGCCGUCUGCUAUGAAGGUUGAUCAUGUGAUGAGGCUGAGGGCGGAGUCUAAGGCGGCCGGUCACAGGUCAGGCUGGCAGAAGCCGCUGACGGCCGCAUCGCCUUUGCUGACCGCCGAACAGGGUUUCUACCCCGGCAGCAGGAGCGUCUCCCCCUACAGGAGGAAGCCCGUCUCUAUGGAAACAGAGUAUGGGCGGAGCUUCCAAGGCCUGAUCCCGCCCUCUGGACCACGCCUCCGGAAGCAUCUGGAUCACGAGUGGGAGCCGCUGUUCCACACACACACGGUAAACAGGAGAAGCAGGGAGGAGGAGCCAACAGGCAAGCUCCGCCUCCACCAAGACACCUGUCAAGGAGAGAAGGACACGCCCCCUCCUCGAGGCCGCAGGAUGUUGACAGAGUAUCAGUCCAGCUUUCCUUCUGCUCUCCUCAGAAAACUGGAGGGAAAGCUCGCCGGCGCCGCCCUGCAGGUGACGGAGCUGAGGCAGAGGGCUCUGAUGUACCGCCGGCGGGCCUGGGGGGCCAACUUCUCCAGGGACCACCUGGGUCAGCUGCUGUCCGACCAGAACGCCCUGUGGGAGCCGAGCGACGCCUCCGGCUCCGUCGCGGACGCCCGCGUCCCCCCCCUCGCCAUGGGCCCGUCUCCAGACAGCCGCAGCGCGUCCUGUGUGGACGCCCUGGACCUGGCCAGCGUCUCCAGUCGGAGCCGCUCCGGCGCCUCGGAGCCCAAAACCGCCAGAACACAAAGACGGGUACACGCAGAGGACGAGCGGCGCUCAGACGAAGAGGAAGACCAGCUGUCCCCCUCCAGGCUGAAAACCAGGACCCCCUCUGACCUCGGCACACCUGCUACAGGGGGCGCCGUCCUGGUCGGGAAACAAAGGAACGCCGACGUCUCUCAUCCCCAAAAAUUCCAGAGAAAUGUUUCUGUUGUUUCCAUGGCAACAGAGGAAGGGACGCCCAGCGACCUGCCAGUCAAACGGAAAGAGGCGUGGUCAGAGAAGGUUUUUGCUCAUCAGCACAAACCGUGCUGCAGUCCUUCACCUAAACCAAGUACACAGGUGUCUUCUUUGGCCCCUCCCCCGGCUCCUCCCCCUCUGCACGCCAUCCAGGGCUCCAUGAGACACCCAGACUUCCAGCACAACGGUGAGCGCCGACAGGACGGCGGGUUUGAACUCCCAGGUGAACUGGGCGUGCGCCUCCGAGAGACUUCCUGUUCGGGAGGAAGUGGCGGUCAUGAAGAGGAUCGUCUCUCGGUGAUGUCAUGGCGCUCGGCGGCCUCCCGCUCAGCUGCGUCUGUGGUCCUGGAGCGCGCUCAGAAGAGGCACAAGAACUUCUGGGGGAAACAUUGAGCCUCUGACCUUCCUGAUGACCUUUUUUAUUUGUAGAAAUAAUGAGAAUAAUGUAUUUUUGUAGAGUUAUGACUGUUAGCUUUAGAAUAAAGGCUACUUUAUAUGUGGGCGGGGCUUCUCCUCCUGCUAAGUUGAGACGAAUGACUCAGCAGAAAUGUCCGUAUGUUUGUUUUUUAAUGCUGACAGUUAUCCAUGAUUAGCUUUUAGACUGAGAUGUUUGAUUUGUGAGCCACAAUCAGCCACUAGAGGGCAGUGAUGAGCAUAAACUGAAUCCACCUGCAGAAGAAGAAACAUCUCAACAACUUUUCUGGGCAAACAACUUUUUGCUAAUGCUAAUGCUAUAAAGAAUAAGGCGGGAGGCCCAGCUAUUACACUUUUUUGCUGAUGCUUAAAAUAAUCAGGCGGGAGCUGCAGCUAAUUUGCCUUUUCACUCAUGCUAAUGCUAAAAAUAUUCAGGUGAAUGAUUCUUCUCCCUACAUUUAGCCCUCCAAAUGGAGAGUUAUGGAAAAAUAGUGUCUUCAAAUUUGAUGACGUCAUGCAUAGUCGCCGGUCAGCCACGUUAGCGCUUUGCUGCUUCGCCCUACUGGUGAAGGGAUACCCGCUACGGGUCCGCCUUAAAAACACAGUUCAGACACCACUACAGCUUCAGAUGCUCCUACAGUUGGAGAACCAGCGAAUUAAUUCAGAUUUGUCCAACGUGUGUGAUUUUAUGUGAGAAUUAUUGUCCUCCACGAUUUAUUUAUUUAUUCUUCUCUUUUUCAUUAAAUUAUUGAUGUUUCCAUUAAACGUCUCCUCCUCUCAAA
Messenger RNA from Oryzias melastigma (Indian medaka), 2746 nucleotides. It is a transcript of the gene saxo6, whose product is annotated as Mdm1 nuclear protein. The record is from RefSeq and is a predicted model, not a curated record. The coding region runs from base 204 to 1943 and encodes 579 amino acids. Gene Ontology annotation, molecular function: microtubule binding. Gene Ontology annotation, biological process: negative regulation of centriole replication. The transcript has 15 exons. NCBI's taxonomy places the organism in Eukaryota, Metazoa, Chordata, Actinopteri, Beloniformes, Adrianichthyidae.